Perognathus longimembris pacificus (Pacific pocket mouse) is the source of this 1441-nucleotide messenger RNA. It is a transcript of the gene Apoh, whose product is annotated as apolipoprotein H. Lineage: Eukaryota; Metazoa; Chordata; Mammalia; Rodentia; Heteromyidae. The coding region runs from base 61 to 1122 and encodes 353 amino acids. The record is from RefSeq and is a predicted model, not a curated record. The transcript is spliced from 8 exons.
GCUCUUUUUUUUUUUAUCAGAGGAAACCCACUUUGGUGGUGCCAGUGAGAACCGUCCACAAUGAUUUCUCCAGUGCUUAUCUUGCUCUCCGGUUUUCUCUGCCAUGUUGCGAAUGCAGGACGGACCUGUCCCCAGCCUGAAGAGUUGCCAUUUGCUGAAGUCGUCCCAUUCAAAACAUUCUACCUCCCAGGAGAGCAGAUAGUGUACUCCUGUAAGCCAGGCUAUGUGUCUCGAGGAGGGAUGAGACGGUUUACUUGUCCUCUCUCAGGAAUGUGGCCAAUCAACACUCUGAAAUGCACACCCAGAGUGUGUCCCUUUGCUGGAAUCCUAGAACAUGGAUCUGUACGCUAUACAACUUUUGAAUAUCCCAACACAAUCAGCUUUACUUGUAACCCAGGGUUUUACCUGAAUGGCACGAAUUCUGCUAAAUGCACCGAGGAAGGGAAAUGGAGUCCGGAACUUCCUGUCUGUGUUCCCAUGUCCUGCCCUCCACCACCAACACCUAAGUUUGCAACACUUCGGGUUUACAAGCCAUCGGCUGGAAACAACUCCCUGUACAGGGAUACAGCAGUCUUCGAAUGCUUGCCACAUCGUGCUAUGUUUGGAAAUGACACCAUUACUUGCACAGAACAUGGAAAUUGGACUGAAUUACCUGAAUGCAGGGAAGUAAAAUGCCCAUUUCCAUCAAGACCAGACAAUGGAUUUGUGAACUAUCCUGCAAAACAAGUCCUUCUUUACAAGGAUAAAGCCACAUAUGGUUGCCAUGAUACCUAUGCGCUGGAUGGCCCAGAGGAAGUUGAAUGCACGAAGCUGGGAACCUGGUCUGCCCAGCCGAGUUGUAAAGCGUCUUGUAAAUUAUCUGUUAGAAAAGCCACUGUGCUCUACCAAGGUGCGAGAGUAAAGCUCCAAGAACAAUUUAAGAAUGGAAUGAUGCAUGGUGACAGGGUUUCUUUCUUUUGCAAAAAUAAGGAAAAGAAAUGUAGCUAUACAGAGGAGACCCAGUGCGUAGAUGGCACCAUCGAAAUCCCCAAAUGUUUCAAGGAACACAGUUCUCUGGCUUUCUGGAAAACAGACGCAUGGGAUGUAAAACCAUGCUCAGAGGAUCUUCAGACUCAAAAUUAAACAUCCUGGGGUGUUUUGUUUUUUUUUUUGUCUCUGGCCAAUGAAUCCAAUGAAAGAAGAAUAAAAUUACCAAAUUCAUUGCCUUUACCAUGACAGCAUUGCUUCUUAUGAUGACAUGGUUUUUAGCUAUGUUAUAUGGUUAAAAAAUACUCUCAAAUAUUUGUAUCACCGCUUCAUGGCUAUAACAUGGACAGUGUAGACAAUUAGCUGACUAGCCCAGUUCCAACUUCCUAAUUCAUGCUUCCUUAAGUUUGAGAACAUCUUCAUAAUGAAAUACGUAUGGAUUUCCAAGGAAGUAGAACUAAACUGGAGUCCUUGG